Rotaria sp. Silwood1 is the source of this 438-nucleotide messenger RNA. NCBI's taxonomy places the organism in Eukaryota, Metazoa, Rotifera, Eurotatoria, Philodinida, Philodinidae. The record is from the annotation of a GenBank genome assembly.
AUGCCUCAAAGUUCAGCUUAUUUAUAUUUACAUCGUCUUGAUGAAUCAUUCCAAGAUUUGAUAUUAACAUCAAUUGUUGCUAAUUAUCGAAAACUUAAAUUAAGCAUAGAUGUUCUUAUAUCAAUUACUAUGAUAGCAGAUGCUUUAGGACUGCAUCCAAAACCAUUAUUCGAUACAACACAGUUUUAUUAUAAUUAUCAAACAAAUAUUAGAAGUAAUACAUCGAAUAAAUGUACAGUUCUUGAACAAGCUAAAUUAUCUAAUCAUCGUUUAGCCAUGUUUAUUGAAAUAGAAGAAUCAGGUUUAUUAAAAAAUAGACAUGGUGAUUGUAAUGAUGAAAUUGUUGUAAUCUCUUGUUUAUCACUAUUUGGUAUUAAACAUGUUUUAUCACAUAAGUUAGUUAAAGAAUAUGGAAAAUCAAUUCCAAAUAGACUAUAA